Messenger RNA from Ictalurus furcatus (blue catfish), 3072 nucleotides. RefSeq names its product neurobeachin-like. Bases 1 to 3072 code for a protein of 1023 amino acids. The record is from RefSeq and is a predicted model, not a curated record. Lineage: Eukaryota; Metazoa; Chordata; Actinopteri; Siluriformes; Ictaluridae. Gene Ontology annotation, biological process: intracellular protein localization. Gene Ontology annotation, molecular function: protein kinase binding. Gene Ontology annotation, cellular component: cytosol; membrane. The transcript is spliced from 15 exons.
AUGCAGAAGUGUCUGCUCCAGUGCUCGGUGUGGCAGGACUGGAUGUUCUCGCUGGGCUACAUUAACCCAAAGAACUCUGAGGAGCAGAAGGUUACAGAGAUGGUCUACAACAUCUUCCGCAUCCUGCUGUACCAUGCCAUCAAGCAUGAAUGGGGUGGAUGGCGCGUGUGGGUGGACACUCUGUCCAUAGCCCACUCCAAAGUGACAUAUGAAGCCCAUAAGGAGUACUUAGCCAAGAUGUAUGAGGAAUAUCAGCGCCAAGAGGAGGAGAAUAUUAAAAAGGGGAAGAAAGGUCUAGUCAGUACUAUCUCUGGCCUGUCUGCCCAAGCCUCUUCCAUCAAGGGUACCCUGGAGCUUGAUGAUCAUUCUCAAACGCAGACUCCCGAGAGCGAGGUGGACGACUCUGAGACCACUGACCCCACACGCAACCUUCUUUCUGAAGCCAAAGCAACCAACAUGGAGAACACGGUGUCGGGUGUGCAGGUUGAAGUUCAUGACUUGCUUGUGGACAUCAGGGCUGAGAAGGUGGAGGCCACAGAGGUGAAGCUGGAUGACAUGGAGACGCUAGGAGUCACAGAUAGUGGGAGCCUGGUAGAGGUUGAUUCCCUGCUGGACAACGUCUACUCGGCUGCUGUGGAGAAGCUGAACAAUAACGUGAACAAUGUCUUGGUUUCCAAAUCUAACUUGGAUGACAAGAAUUCAGGACCUCUGAUCAGUCUAGCUGAGGACAAAGAUGCUGUGCCCAGUGGCAGCACUUUUCUGUUUGCAGCAGUGGGAACUGGUACAUCUGAGAACCUGCUCCCCAAAAUUGUACCGUCUGAACCCUUGCCUCUUGCAAGUGGGCACCACCAGGUCCGCACCAGCACCAGUGACUUGGGUUUGUUGGCACACAUGACCAGCGGAUCAGAAGUAAGCUCCAGCUCAGCAGCUCUUGAGGACUGCUUCAAACUCCAGGCCGAUCUGAGUACUUUCAGUCCCUCAUGUCAGGGAGAAAACUCUGCCAAGAACCAUGAGCAGGCUGUGGCAAUAGCUCCAGAGGUAGAAGCUUCUGGAAGUAAGAGCAGUGUAGAUGCCACCAACGCCACCUCAGAUACAGAGAGGUCUGACGACAGCAAGGAGAAGGAGAUCAAGAAGAUCCAGACCACUGCCACCACACAGGAAGUUCCUGUCAGAGCGGGUGGACUGAUGGACAGGGACGUGAGGGUGGACCUGGGCUUCAGGGCCAUGCCCAUGAGUGAGGAGCAGAGACGUCAGUUCAGCCCGGGCCCUCGCACCACCAUGUUUCGUAUCCCAGAGUUUAAAUGGUCGCCGAUGCACCAGCGCUUACUCACUGAUCUGCUCUUCGCUCUCGAAGCAGACCUGCAUAUGGUAGACAACAUCAUCAUCGCCUGUGGCGGGAUCCUUCCUCUGCUCUCAGCUGCCACGUCGCCGUCUGCGGAGUUGGAGGGGAUAGAGGCGACGCAGGGGAUGUCCUCGGACACAGCCGUCACCUUUCUGACUCGCCUCAUGUCCAUGGUGGACGUGUUGGUGUUUGGCAGCUCGCUCAACUUCAGCGAGAUUGAGGCAGAGAAGAACAUGUCCUCUGGAGGACUGAUGCGCCAGUGUCUCAGACUUGUGUGUUGUGUGGCUGUGAAGAAUUGUUUAGAGUGCAGACAGCGUCACAGGGACAGGGGAAUGAAGUCCUGUGUGUCCAGUGUGAAAACUCUGGAGAGCAUGCAGAGCUCCUGCAAGACUUCCAUAGAGAAUUUCCCCAGUAACAUUUCUCCCAUUAAGGACCCAGAUCGUCUCUUGCAGGAUGUGGACAUCAACCGUCUGCGUGCCGUCGUCUUCCGGGAUGUCGAUGAUGGGAAGCAGGCGCAGUUCCUGGCCCUGGCUGUGGUCUAUUUCAUCUCUGUCCUUAUGGUGUCGAAGUAUCGCGACAUCUUGGAGCCACAGCGCGAGAUGACCAGGGCCUUCAGCCAAUUAGGGAGGAGCAUUCGCCAGGAAAUCAACUCUCCCACGAGCACAGAAAACCCGCUGACAUACUCAGACAGCAGUAAAGAUCCCACCUUGGUCUCUGAUCCACAUGCUGAAGUGUCUCUGCCUCAUUCGGACUCUGGUCUCGGGGACGAGCCUGCGUCCUGCAUGUUUAACGGAGCCGAACUGGAACCCGGCUCCAGAGGACCGGACGGCCUGCGUGGGAUCCUCUGCACCCUCUCACCAGAGGCUAAAGUCCAGGAGAACCUGGCUGAAGCGGAUCUCCUUAAGCCUGCUGCCUCCAUCUCUAGCAUCAGCCAAUCCAACAAGGGCAUCAACGUCAAGGAGAUCCUCAAGAGUCUGGUAGCAGCUCCUCUGGAUGCCAGUGAGAGCAGCCCUGAACCGACAACAUAUCCUGAAAACCAGGUGUUAAAGAGGGAGACGCAGACCAUGAUGCCCAUGCAGUUCCACUCAUUUGACAGGAGUGUGGUAGUCCAAGCUAAGAAGCCUCCAGCUGGCAGCAUGGCAGUUAACACUGUGGUCACUUCUGGUUCCUCCAUGGCAAGCUCAGGAAGCACUCCCAACAUCUUCACUGCGACUUCUGCUACACCUAAAAGCAUGAUCAACACCACAGGAGCUGCAGACCCUGCCACUUCUUCCAGCUCGUCGUCGUCCAGCUUUGUGAACGGAGCCACCAGUAAGAACCUUCCUGCGGUGCAGACGGUCGGGCCCAUGCCCGAGGACACCAUGGAGAACAUGAGUAUCACCGCUAAGUUGGAGCGAGCCCUGGAGAAGGUCGCCCCCUUGCUGAGGGAGAUCUUCGUGGACUUUGCACCGUUCCUGAGUCGCACUCUCCUGGGCAGCCAUGGCCAAGAGCUUCUUAUAGAAGGUCUGGUGUGUAUGAAGUCGAGUACCUCGGUGGUGGAGCUGGUCAUGCUGCUUUGCUCUCAGACCGAUCUGAAACACUGUCAUCUUACGCACUUCCAAGAGCGAUCUCUUUCUAAACCGUUUAAACUUCUUUUGCGUAGCGCGUUAAAAGAUGCCCCCGACAAGCCCUGUGUAGACUCGCCAUACGGUCCUACAGGAGCUUCCCAGCAGUCCUUUAACUCCCAGUGA